UUUGACAGAUCAGCAGGGCACAUUGACGGCUGCUAGGAACGUGUUUAUACAUCUGUGUCUCUAAAACACUUGCAAGUAGUUUGUAGUUAGAAUGGAAUUAUUUCAUUAACUCAUAGAGUACAUAUUAAGACAUAGUCUUUAGAAGAGUAAAUUAUGUACAAUUGUACAACUUUGAGAUGGUACAUAUUUAGUUGAAAUAUAAAGCAUUUACAAUAGGUUACAUCCGUGUACAACCGGAAGUCCACGGGAAGCAGUAGACAUCCAAGGGAGUUUACUCAAAGAAAAGAAAUGUUGAUACGUGCAUAAAUAAGAUUACGGUACAACUUGUUGAACAGUUGUUUGUUUUGAGUUGACAUCGUCAAGAUAUGAAGGACACCAACUUCGUUUUCUUUGUGCUGAUACUGGCGGUUUUAAAUGUUGGCGCCGAAUUAACUUUCGACAAAUAUCCGGAACACUUUAUAUUUGGAGUUGGCAGUGCUGCUUACGUCACUGAAGGAGCAUGGGAUAUUGAUGGAAAAGGUCCAAGUAUUUGGGACGAAUUUUCCAUUAAAAGCGGUUGGACAGAAUCUAGUGAUGGCGGUCAAAUAGCAGCCAAUGGAUAUAAUUAUGUUAAAGAAGAUGUACAACGUCUGAAACAAUUAGGGGUUUCUCAUUACAAAUUGUCCUUGUCUUGGCCUCGCCUGUUGCCUCAUGGAACAAACUCCAGCAUAAAUGAAGCAGGUUUUCAAUAUUAUGAUUAUGUCUUUGACGAGUUGCUGGCCAAUGGCAUUAAACCUUUUGUUGCUCUUUACCACUGGGACUUGCCACAGACCCUACAAGAUGAUGGUGGUUGGUUGAGCUCUGAUUCCAUCACCUGGUUUAAAGAUUAUGCCAACUUAUGUUUUGAACGCUACGGUGACAGGGUGAAACUCUGGACCACAAUUGAAGAUCCAUUCAGCAUCGCUUACAAAGGCUAUGUAACGGGCGAACACGCCCCUGGAUUUCAGCAUUCUGGGAAUGAGUAUAAAGUAGGUCAUCAGCUGUUACUUGCUCACGCUGAAGUCUAUCAACUGUAUCAGUCAAAGUUUAGAGGUCAUCAAGGAGGAGAAGUUGGUCUAACAAUCAGUUCUGACUGGUAUGUAGCUAGUACUGAGGAUGAAGAUGACAUCGAUGCCGCUAGGAGAGCUUUGAUAUUUAGAGUAGGGUGGUUUUUGGAGCCGCUGUACCGUGGAGACUAUCCACGCAUAAUGAAACAGAGGAUUGCACAUAAGAGAAAGACGCUGGGCUAUCGGCACCAGAAGCUGCCCAAGUUUACAUCUGAGGACAAAGCUAAGUUAAUAGGUGCUACUGACUUCAUAGGUAUCAGUCAUUUUAAAACUAAAUUGGUCACUGGUCAAGUUAAUACCAGCCCCUCACCAGGCUUUUAUAACGACCAAGAUUUGGUACUGAGUGUAGACCCGUCAUGGCCCAAGCUAGAGUACAGACCUGAGUUAAACCACGAGAGCGACCGGAGACUAACUGGUUUUGGACUGGAAGAGUUGUUGAAAUAUGUGACCUCUUCCUAUGACAGACCUGUCAUCUACGUCACGCAGAAUGGUCUGGACACAUGUGGUACUCUGAAAGACCAGCACAGAAUUGAAUACAUCCGUGAUUAUACCAACAGUGUCUUACAAGCUAUCAAGUGUGGUAGUGAAGUGCGAGGUUACUUCUUGUGGUCACUUAUGGACGGCUUUGACUGGGAGAAAGGUUAUAAAAGCAAAUCUGGCUUGUAUUAUGUCGAUUUUGAUCGGGACGAUCGACCUCGUUAUCCUAGAUCAUCUGUAGAGUUCUAUCGAUCCUUAAUUGCCCAUAGAGGACUUACAGAGGAUCUCAUCUCUUACAGAGCCUACGCACAAGACAGAGAUGAGUUUUACUAUGGGAAGUUUCCAGAUCAUUUUGAAUGGGGCGUAGCUACAUCUGCCUAUCAGAUCGAAGGAGGUUGGAAUGAAGAUGGUAAAGGUCCAAGUAUCUGGGACAAAUUUGCUCAUAAAGGUCGCUUACUUGGCAAAGUGACUGGUGAUGUGACUUGUGACAGUUAUCAUUUAUACGAGGAAGAUGUUAGGAUUUUAAGUGAACUUGGGGUAAAUUUCUACCAUUUGUCUUUAUCUUGGAGCCGCAUACUUCCUGAUGGUACUGCAGGAAGUUAUAACCAGAAGGGAGUGGACUAUUACAACAAUAUUAUCAAUGCUUUGUUGGCCAGAAACAUUACUCUGAUGGUUGCGUUGUAUCAUUGGGACCUUCCACAAGCACUAGAAGAUAAAGGUGGUUUUAGAUCUGACUUAAUAGUGGAUUGGUUUGAGGACUAUGCACGUAUUUGUUUUGAGCAGUUCGGCGAUAGGGUCAAACUAUGGCUAACUUUUAAUGAGGCCUAUGUCAUUAGUUUUUUCGGCUACGGAGUUGGAGAGCACGCCCCUGGUGUACGGGACCCAGGAGUUGGAGUUUAUAAAGCGGCACACAACAUUAUCAGAAGUCACACUAGAGCCUAUCACCUGUACACGAACCAUUUCAAAGAGAAAUAUGGAGGCAGUGUCAGCAUUGCUUUAGAUAUUGAAUGGAAAGAACCUUUGACUGACUCUGAAGAGGACUAUCUGGCAGCCGACAGAGCAAUUCAGUUUAAACUUGGAUGGUUUGGUAACGCCAUAUUUGGUGGUUCCGGGGAUUAUCCUGAAGUUAUGAAACAUUAUGUCGCCGAGAAGAGCAGGAGACAAGGAUUCUCUUCUAGCAGACUACCAGAGUUUACUGAGGAAGAAAAGAAACUCAAUAAUGGUGCUUUUGAUUACCUGGGUCUGAAUCACUACACGACACAUCUUGUCACACAAAGCAACACCACAACCAUGCGACCACACUAUGAAGAUGACCAGGACAUUGAGAUCUUAAAUGACCCAUGCUGGGCACCCUGUAAGGCAGACUGGCUCAGAGUGAACCCUUGGGGAAUACGUUACAUUUUGAGGUGGAUCAAAGAGCACUAUGGUAACCCUCCUAUCUACAUCACUGAAAAUGGACGCGCCACUGACGACAGUUUGGAAGACUGGGACAGAAUCUAUUACUAUAAAUAUUACAUUAAUGAGGUUCUCAAAGCAAUACGAUUAGACAAUGUUGAUGUUCGUGGCUAUUCGGCUUGGUCACUGAUGGACAAUCUGGAAUGGACGAACGGAUUUGAUGAGAGAUUCGGCUUUUACCACGUGGAUUUUACCAGUUCCAAAAGACCCCGAAGGCCCAAACAAUCUGCUUAUUUUUACAGAGAAUUGAUAGCAAACAACGGAUUCCCAAGAUAGGAAGAAGCACUCCCUUUCAUUGCAGUAUAAAGAGCGAGAUAUCCUAACAAAGUUUGUUUUGUUUAGAUAACAAUGUUCGGUGUAACCCUUAAACAUGCUCUGUUAACUGGUAUUGUGAGCUUGACUAAAUAAUAACAUUUAGAAAACAUAUCAGUGAUAUCCUCAUACCAUAUUGCAAUCAUCAGGUGAUAUCCUUAGAUCAUCAUGAUGUUAAGAAAAAAAAGCGUUAUGUUAUCAAACGCUUUUAAAGAAAAUAGAGAAAUAAUAAUAAAUAGUAUCAAUGAACUUUC
Biomphalaria glabrata is the source of this 3583-nucleotide messenger RNA. Its product is annotated as lactase/phlorizin hydrolase-like. Bases 366 to 3293 code for a protein of 975 amino acids. The record is from RefSeq and is a predicted model, not a curated record. Gene Ontology annotation, biological process: carbohydrate metabolic process. Lineage: Eukaryota; Metazoa; Mollusca; Gastropoda; Planorbidae. Gene Ontology annotation, molecular function: beta-glucosidase activity. The transcript is spliced from 18 exons.